Pichia kudriavzevii is the source of this 1212-nucleotide messenger RNA. RefSeq lists its product as uncharacterized. Lineage: Eukaryota; Fungi; Ascomycota; Pichiomycetes; Pichiales; Pichiaceae. Gene Ontology annotation, molecular function: oxidoreductase activity. The record is from RefSeq and is a predicted model, not a curated record. Gene Ontology annotation, biological process: lipid metabolic process. The transcript has a single exon. The coding region runs from base 1 to 1212 and encodes 403 amino acids.
AUGUCUUCCACCACCACCAAAUCAAAGGUCACUCCAAACCUGACUGCAAAGGACCUCAAUGGUAACACUUUCAAAGCUCCAGAUUACACCAUUGGAGAUAUCAUCAAAUGCAUUCCUAAGGAGUGCUUUGAACGUCCACUUUUGAAAUCUUUGUCUUUUGUUGCUCGUGAUAUCGCUUGUUUGUUUGCAUUUGGGUAUUUGGCACAAACUUUUAUUCCACAAAUUCCCUCCAAAGAAUUGAGAUUUGCAGCAUGGACAACAUAUACCAUUGUCCAGUCUUUCCCAAUGGUGGGUCUUUGGAUCCUUGCUCAUGAAUGUGGUCACCAGGCAUUCUCCCAAUACGGUUGGAUCAAUGACUUUGUUGGUUGGAUCUUACACUCUUAUUGUGGUAAUCCUUACUUCUCGUGGAAAUUCUCCCACAAAAAGCACCACCAACAUACGGGCCACAUUGAUAAAGAUAUGGUUUUCAUUCCUCCAAGGGCAAACGAAUGGAAGAUGUUCAGGGGUAUCAAGAAGUUCUCCGAAUGUGCAGCAGACACCCCACUCUACACAAUCGGUGUCUUGUUAGUCCAACAGAUUGUUGGUUUCCAAACAUACCUUCUCAUUGAUGCCACAGGUCAACCACACCCAGAAUUAAUGGAUAAAUGGUACGGCAGAUUAUGGACUUCCCACUUCAACCCUAUGGCACCUAUUUUCGACAAGGGAGAUGGUAAGUUCAUCCUCAUCUCGGACUUGGGAUUAGGCAUUGUUGGUUAUGCCGUUUAUCAGUGGAUCCAGCAUUUUGGUUGGUUCCAUUGUUUUGUUCACUGGUUCAUUCCUUACAUGCUAGUCAACCAUUGGAUUGUCUUCCUGACCUACUUGCAACAUACUGAUGUCACCUUACCUCACUAUGAAGAUAGCGAGUGGAAUUUUGCCAGAGGUGCAGCAGCUACCAUUGACCGUGAAUUUGGAUUCGUUGGUUGGUUCUUCUUCCAUGAUAUCAUUGAGACACAUGUUUGCCAUCACUAUGUUUCCCGGAUCCCCUUUUACAACGCUAGAAAGGCAACUAAGGCGAUCAAAGAGCUUGUCGGUGACAAUUACGCCUACUCAGAUGAAAACAUGUUCGUCACUUUGUGGAAAUCCUUGAGAAGUUGUGAGUUUGUCGAAGGUGAUAAUGGUAUCCUCAUGUACAGAAACCACAACGGCUACGGUAUUCCACCUAGAGAUGACUAA